Molecule: messenger RNA, 1554 nt
Organism: Megalops cyprinoides (Indo-Pacific tarpon)
Lineage: Eukaryota; Metazoa; Chordata; Actinopteri; Elopiformes; Megalopidae
Gene: p2rx4a
Product: purinergic receptor P2X, ligand-gated ion channel, 4a
Exons: 12
Coding region: 130-1293 (387 amino acids)
Biological process (GO): response to ATP; monoatomic cation transmembrane transport
Cellular component (GO): plasma membrane; nuclear inner membrane
Molecular function (GO): purinergic nucleotide receptor activity; ATP binding; extracellularly ATP-gated monoatomic cation channel activity
Source: RefSeq, a predicted model, not a curated record
GAUCAAUUGAGCUUGUUAAUAUGCGACGAAUCCCGUGACUAACGGGAAAAGGCUGGACGCCCACUCCUUGCAGCGUGAGGAAGUUGGCUGCGGCACCUGUACGUCUCGUCGUAGGACAGAAACAUAGACAUGGCCCAAAACAAGGGGUGCAGUGGGUCUCUCUGUCAAUGUUUUUUCGAAUACGGAACUCCCAAAAUACUUGUAAUCAGGAGCAGAAAAGUGGGCACAAUCAACAGGCUGAUUCAGGCUGUCAUCAUUGCCUACGUCAUCGGGUAUGUCUGUGUGCUGAAGAGGGGUUACCAGGACACUGACACUGUCCUCAGCUCUGUCACCACCAAGGUGAAGGGCAUCGCUCUGACCAAUUCCUCUGACCUUGGCCUACGCGUCUGGGAUGUUGCGGAUUAUGUCAUCCCACCUCAGGAGGAGAAUUCAUUUUUUGUGUUGACAAACCUGAUCAUCACGCCGAACCAAACACAGACGCAGUGUCCAGAGGUCCCCAGUCCAUCCUCUCUGUGCACCUCAGACAGUGACUGCAUUGAGGGCUUUAAAGAUGCGCGCGGAAACGGUGUGCGCACAGGGAAGUGUGUGAAAUAUUCUGAUACGGUAAAGACGUGUGAGGUUCUGGCCUGGUGCCCUCUGGAAAUCGACCGAGAACCACCAGAGCCUCCCAUGUUGGCGGAUGCAGAAAAUUUCACUGUGCUAAUCAAAAACAACAUUCGAUACCCUAAAUUCAACUUCAACAAGAGGAAUAUUCUACCCCACAUUAACAAGACCUACCUGACACAGUGCAUCUAUAAUGCCACCACAGACCCAGACUGCCCUAUUUUCAAGCUCAAAGACAUCGUGGAGGGGGCCAAGGAGGACUUCCAAACCAUGGCAGUGCAUGGGGGGGUGAUGGGUAUUCAGAUUCGCUGGGACUGUGACCUGGAUAUGAGUACGAGCUGGUGUGUGCCGAAGUACUCCUUCCGCAGGCUGGACAACAAAGACCCUGAAAACACUGUCGCCCCAGGAUACAACUUCAGGUUCGCAAAAUAUUACAAAUUUGGCAACGAUGUGGAGACGAGGACAUUGAUCAAAGGGUUCGGGAUCCGCUUUGAUGUAAUGGUCUUUGGCAAGGCGGGGAAAUUCAGCAUUGUACCAAUGCUGCUGAAUAUUGGUGCUGGGCUUGCUCUGCUUGGACUGGUGACUGUUGUCUGUGAUUGGAUUGUCCUCACCUUCAUGACAAAGAGAAACCAGUACAAAGUAGAGAAAUUCUCAUACAUGGAUGAUUUUAACUUGCUUUCUGAAGAGUAAGGACCCCAGCAAUACAUCACAUUUCAUAGAGGUGUCAACACAGAGGAGGACAAAGGACAAGGUGGGAAGGAAGGAAGGAAGAGAUCUAUGCUGGACAGUUAAAUCUGAACCUCCAACCUUACGCCACCCUCUCUCCCCCCCGAGCCUCUAAAGCCAUACUCCAACUGCACUGAAACCUUAAAACCUCUGAAUCCUGGCAAAAUUUGAACAUUUUGUUUUUCCCUGAAGCUGAAAAAUUUCCUCAGAUUAUUGAGCUACAGA